AUGAUUGUAACAAUAACUCAUCUAGUAAAUUUUAUGUUUAUAGUAAAUUUACACUAUAUAUUGGUCAACACUAUUGAGAUAACAUUUAUACACUUUUUGUCGAUACUAUCGGUGCUGAAGAAUCAUAAACCGGAUGUCGUUUACAUUCACUGCAAUUGCCGACAAUUGACGGGUCAGUAUUGGCAACGAGUAUUGCGGGUGUCGGACAUUACAAAAAUACCGAUUCAAUUAAAAGAAAGAGAAAUACCGAAAACAAUUUUCGGACAAUCGUUUAAUCCGGAGUACUAUAACUGGCACGCGGGAGAUGUGACCAGAGUUCGGGUACUUAUCGAAUACGGCGGCAUAUAUUUGGACAGAGAUGUCUAUGUUGUCAACAAUUUGGACACUUAUCGUAACAAUGAAAUGACAUUGGAUUUUGAAAAUCCAAUCGAUUUUAUGGGCUCUCAGACACUGAUUGCUCGGAAAAAUGCAACUUUUAUGAGACUAUGGCUGGACUCGUAUCGUAACUAUCGCCGGAACUGUUGGACCUGUAAUUCAGCAACAAUUCCGACCCAAUUGAUUGUCAAACGACCCGAUUUAGUCAAUCGGACAGUUCAGGGAGCGUUCGGAUGUAAUGUUUAUGUUGUCUGUCCACUAGUUUUUCGUAGAUAUGACAGCAAUUGGCGUCAAAAGUUUCAAACGGUUCAUCUGUGGAUCAGAGGUAACUCAUACACCAAUGGUUUAGUUUGUUUGCGCAAAAAAUCUCAAUUCAAUCACUUUAUUGAUGAGAAAUAUAUUUAUGCAAUGAAACAGACUUUCGGUGAAAUGGGCAGAGAUUUACUUGACUUUGAGAAACAAAUUAUAAAAUAUUAA
Oppia nitens is the source of this 852-nucleotide messenger RNA. RefSeq lists its product as uncharacterized. The transcript is spliced from 3 exons. The record is from RefSeq and is a predicted model, not a curated record. The coding region runs from base 1 to 852 and encodes 283 amino acids. NCBI's taxonomy places the organism in Eukaryota, Metazoa, Arthropoda, Arachnida, Sarcoptiformes, Oppiidae.